AUGCAGCGGUCAGUUCUCGACUUUCUCAAGGCAAAUGUGUCCACAUUUGCGUGGUCCAUGUCAGACAUGAAAGGAAUAGAUCCGGCCAUAACAACUCACGAACUAAACGUCGAUCCGACAGUCAAGCCUAUCCGACAGAAGCGACGCAAGCUCGGUCCAGAUAGGUCAAAGGCUGUAAACGAAGAGGUCGACCGGUUGCUCGGCGCUGGCUCAAUUGCUGAGGUACGCUACCCUGAGUGGUUGGAAAAUCCAGUAGUCGUCAAAGAGAAGAACGGGAAAUGGCGCGUCUGCGUCGAGUUCACAGACUUAAAUAAAGCCUGCCCAAAGGAUAGCUAUCCUCUUCCCAACAUCGACCGUUUAGUCGAGUCCACGGCUGGAAACGAGAUUCUCACCUUCAUGGACGCUUUCUCUGGGUACAACCAAAUCAUGAUGCACCCCGACGAUCGCGAAAAAAUGGCAUUUAUCACGGAUAGAGGAACCUACUGCUAUAAGGUCAUGCCAUUCGGUUUGAAGAACGCAGGAGCAACCCAACAACGGCUUGUGAACAAAAUGUUCGCAGACAAGCUGGGCGUCACCAUGGAAGUAUACAUCGACGAUAUGCUUGUCAAGUCGCCACACGCUGCUGAUCACCUCUGUUACUUGAAAGAUUGCUUCGAAACCCUCAACAAAUACGACAUGAAACUGAACCCAGCAAAGUGCACGUUUGGGGUUUCCUCAGGCGAGUUCCUUGGAUACAUAGUCAAGCAGCGGGGAAUCGAAGCCAACCCGAAGCAGAUCUCCGCGGUCCUGAACCUUCCGAGCCCAAAAAACAGUAGAGAAGUGCAACGGCUUACGGGUAGGAUAGCUGCACUCAACCGGUUCAUCUCCAGAUCCACCGACAAAUGCUUGCCAUUCUACGACCUCCUCCGAGGUAACAAAAGGUUUAUCUGGGAUGAGAAAUGCGAGGAGGCAUUUAUCCAACUCAAGCAUUAUCUGACAACACCACCCAUUCUCGCCAAGCCAGAUGUCAGCGACGUUCUAUCUCUUUACGUCGCAGUAUCACAAGCAGCAGUCAGUUGUGUCCUAAUAAAAGAGGAUCGUGGUAAGCAAAAGCCAAUCUUCUACACGAGUAGGCGCAUGACCGGACCAGAAACGCGAUACCCAACUCUGGAGAAAAUGGCACUGGCAGUCGUCGAAGCGGCGAGAAAGCUUCGCCCUUACUUUCAGUCACAUUCGGUUGAAGUACUAACCGACCAGCCCCUCCGAACGAUACUUCAAAAUACAAACAGGUCCGGAAGACUAACGAAGUGGGCUAUCGAACUCGGUGAACUUGAUAUCACUUACAAGAAUAGGACUGCAGCAAAAUCUCAGGUUCUCGAAGACUUCUUAAUCGAAUUGGCCCCGGAGUUAGAGCAAGAUCUCACACUCCCAAACCCAAACUGGACACUGCAUGUCGACGGAUCUUCGACUAACAGGGGCUGCAGGAAAUACGAAUCUUUGAUCGCUGAACUCCGCUUAGCAAAAGCUAUCAAGGCCAAACGCCUAAGCGCCUACUGCGACUCGCAGUUAGUCGUCAGUCAGUUUAGCGGCGAUUACGACGCCCGCAACGAUCGGAUGAACGCCUACCUCAAGAUAGUACAGGGAUUAGCCGCAGAGUUCGAAUUCUUCGAACUCGUCAAAGUUCCCAGAGGAGAAAACGUCUACGCCGACGCCCUUGCAGCCCUUGGAAGCAAGCUUCAUGACCAAGUUAAACGAACUAUUCCAAUACACCGCAUUGAGAAGCCGAGCAUCGAUAUCUUGACGGACCAAACCACCAUCAUAGCCCCGAUCACCGAAACCGACACUCUCGUUACUGAUGAAUUCGGCCCCGACUGGCGAACUGAGUUCAUCGACUAUCUCUCAAAGGGGGAACUUCCAACUAAGAAAUGGGCAGCCCGCCGACUAAAAACACGCAGUGCCCAUUAUGUCGUCCUAGACAACGAACUCCAUCGAUGGACUGCGAGUAAAGUACUACUCAAAUGCAUCCACGGCAAAGAAACGGCCAGGGUUAUGGCCGAAACACACGAAGGCGCUGGAGGAAACCAUUCGGGCGGACGAGCAUUAGCAAUCAAAGUGAGAAGCCUAGGCUUCUUCUGGCCGACGAUGAACGCAGAUUGCGAGUCCUACGCCAGAAGCUGUGACAAGUGCCAACGGCAUGCACCAAGCAUCCAUUGUCCAACUGAAAUGUUACGAACGACAGUCGCGCCGUACCCGUUCAUGCGAUGGGCAAUGGAUAUCAUAGGACCUCUUCCAUGCUCCCGCCAGCGGCGUUUCAUUCUCGUCCUCACUGAUUACUUCACCAAAUGGAUCGAAGCUGAAGCCUACGCUCAAGUCACCGACAAAGAAGUCCGUGGGUUCGUCUGGAAAAACAUCAUCUGCCGCCACGGUCUACCGUACGAAAUCGUUACUGAUAAUGGAUCACAGUUCAUGUCGGGCAACUUCAAGGAGUUUUGCAGCAAAUGGAACAUUCGUUUGAGCCCCUCUACCCCUCGUUACCCACAGGGAAAUAGCCAAGCGGAAUCCUCCAACAAGCUCAUCAUCGACGGCAUUAAGAAACGUUUAGACCUGAAAAAGGGUCAUUGGGCCGACGAACUCGACGGAGUUCUAUGGAGCCACCGCACAACAUCACGAGGGUCGGCCAAAUCGACACCUUUCUCUCUUGCAUACGGUGUCGAGGCUAUGGCUCCCGCAGAAGUUAACGUUUCAAGCCUCCGACGCUCGAAAAUGCCCCAGUAUGUCGAACUCAACAAGGAGAUGCUGCUUGAUGCCCUCGAUGAAAUUGAAGAACAACGGGACCAAGCUCUGCUGCGAAUCCAAAACUAUCAACAUCAGAUAGAGAGUUACUACAACAAAAAAGGUCCGAGCCAGACCCCUUGA
This is a messenger RNA of Brassica napus (rape), 2895 nucleotides long. RefSeq lists its product as uncharacterized. Bases 1 to 2895 code for a protein of 964 amino acids. Gene Ontology annotation, biological process: DNA integration. The transcript is spliced from 2 exons. Gene Ontology annotation, molecular function: RNA-DNA hybrid ribonuclease activity; nucleic acid binding. The record is from RefSeq and is a predicted model, not a curated record. NCBI's taxonomy places the organism in Eukaryota, Viridiplantae, Streptophyta, Magnoliopsida, Brassicales, Brassicaceae.